AUGAACAUAUGCAAGUUGGAUUUGCCUGAUGAGUCUGCAGAUAAGGCCAUUCAGAGGCGAAGAGCUGCAGAAGCAGCCCGAAAGGCCCGCGUCUUCAACACCCGGCUUCGUGUGAUUGGCCUCGAUGUGGAUGUUUUAAAUCAACAAGUCCAACAGAAGAAGCAUCAGCAAAGCGUAGAGAAACAACGGGACAAGGCUUAUGAUGACCUGAGAAUUUGUCAAGAUGAGGCACUGCUGCAGCAGGACAUUGAAGACAAAGAGAAACGAGCGUCUCUGCAGGCUGGCCUGGCACAGUACUGGGCCACUCAUCAGAGACUGGAGGACUCCCGUGAUGCUGAUCUCAAGUGUGGCCUGAAGGGGGCGUCCAACCUCACCCUGCCAGAGAGCCACCUGGGGCCUGCCAGUAUGCAAAUCUUUCAGGGGGAAGGGAUUGGAGAGGAGCAAACGAGAAGAGAACAAAUGAAGAAGACAGAGAGAGAUCUGCGAGCGCAGAUGGAUGACAAUGAAAGAAAGCACAUGGGAGACAAGCACCGAGAGAUGCUCAUGAGCAGAGAGAUGGCGAAUCAGGACCUGAGGUGGCUCGAGCAAGCUGCUCUAGAAGAGGAGUGUAAGAAAGCCGCCCGCAUGGCGCUCGACAACUACAAUCAGGCUCUGGCCGCAGAGCAAGCAGCGAAACUGAAGGAUCACCAGAGGAGAGAGGAGCAAGAUAAUCUCGCCGAGAUGUGGCACAUCCUGACGUCUGACAUGAUGACGGAGAGCGCAGAUUUGGCGAUGGGAGGCGGGACGCCACAGGUUCUGCCUGACAGGUGGAAGGGGAUGAGUGCCGAGCAGCUGAGGAGCGUCUACAGGGAGAGAGAGGAACAGCGCCGGGAGAGAGAGAGACAGCGUCAGGCUGAGAAGAUCCAGGACGCGGUUCGGGACUUCCAGCUCCUGAAGCUGUGCGGAGAAGCUGAGGAGGAGGAGAGCAGAGCCGCACAGCUGAGGAGAGAGCGAAGGGUUCAGAUGGACCAGUACAACAUGCAGCUGGCCAGGGAGCAGCAGGCACAACAGGAGUAUCUGAACAACAAGCUGUACACCAACAAACCCACCAAGGACUACUUCCAACAAUUCAACCGGAGCUCCCGCUGACCUCCCCUUACC
Salarias fasciatus (jewelled blenny) is the source of this 1140-nucleotide messenger RNA. It is a transcript of the gene ribc1, whose product is annotated as RIB43A domain with coiled-coils 1. The coding region runs from base 1 to 1128 and encodes 375 amino acids. The transcript has 7 exons. The record is from RefSeq and is a predicted model, not a curated record. NCBI's taxonomy places the organism in Eukaryota, Metazoa, Chordata, Actinopteri, Blenniiformes, Blenniidae.